AUGGGAUUAAGCGGUGAUAGCCUGGAGGUGGGGUCUUGGGAGGUGGGGAAAUCAAAGGGGAGGAAGAAGAAGAAUGGUGAUGCUGAGGAGGAGACUGAGACUGGGUGUUGGAUUAAGUUGAGAUAUAUUGGUAGCUGUAUUUCUUCAAGAUCAAAAGUUGAUAGCUCACUUAGUGGCAUCAGCACUCAUGAAAGUAAAUCUACAAACGAUACUAGCAGAGGUCAACCAGUUGCCCCGGUCAUUUCUUCCACUACCACGAGCAACGCUGAAAGCCAUGCUUCUAGCUCCAAACUUGAAGAGGAACUUAAAGUUUUUUCUCAGCUUCGAAAAUUCACAUUCAAUGACCUGAAGGUAGCCACAAGAAACUUUAGGCCCGAAUCUCUUCUUGGUGAAGGGGGAUUUGGUUGUGUAUUUAAAGGGUGGAUUGAAGAAAAUGGAACAGCACCAGUGAAGCCCGGGACGGGACUUACCGUUGCUGUGAAAACCCUAAAUCAUGAAGGGCUUCAGGGUCACAAAGAAUGGCUGGCUGAAGUAAAUUAUCUGGGUGACCUCCUUCAUCCUAAUCUGGUUAAAUUAAUUGGAUACUGUAUUGAGGAUGAUCAAAGGCUGCUAGUUUACGAGUUCAUGCCUAGAGGAAGCUUGGAGAACCAUUUAUUUAGAAGGUCUCUGCCUCUUCCGUGGUCUAUCAGGAUGAAAAUUGCUUUAGGUGCUGCCAAGGGUCUUACUUUUCUUCACGAGGAAGCGGAAAGGCCAGUUAUAUAUCGUGAUUUUAAGACCUCUAACAUCCUAUUAGAUGCAGAGUAUAAUGCCAAACUUUCUGAUUUCGGACUUGCUAAAGAUGCUCCGGAUGGAGGAAAAACUCAUGUUUCCACACGUGUGAUGGGAACGUACGGUUAUGCAGCUCCGGAAUAUGUCAUGACAGGGCAUCUUUCAUCAAGGAGUGAUGUCUAUAGCUUUGGUGUCGUUCUUCUUGAAAUGCUUACGGGUAGAAGAUCAAUGGACAAAAACCGGCCUAAUGGAGAGCAUAACCUCGUGGCGUGGGCCAGGCCUCAUCUGACUGACCGGAGACGAUUUUAUCAUUUGAUAGAUCCUCGACUUGAAGGUCAUUUUUCCAUAAAAGGCUCUCAAAAAGCUGCAGAAUUGGCUGCUCGUUGCCUUAGCCGGGAUCCCAAUGCCAGGCCUCAGAUGAGUGAGGUCGUCAAUGCCUUGAAGCCUUUGCUGAACCUCAAGGACAUGGCCAGCUCGUCGUACUCCUUUCAGGCAAUGCAAGCCGAACGUGUUGGCCCCAGCCCAAAUGCUAAAAAUGGGAUUCGGACUCGAGGAUCGUUCAAGAGAAAUGAACAGCAGCAACCACGAAGCCUCUCAAUACCAAAUAGUACGCAUGUUUCUCCACACCAGCAGUCUGCUAAUAAUUCACCAAAGCCAGAUGGUAAUCAGUAG
Molecule: messenger RNA, 1440 nt
Organism: Fraxinus pennsylvanica
Lineage: Eukaryota; Viridiplantae; Streptophyta; Magnoliopsida; Lamiales; Oleaceae
Source: the annotation of a GenBank genome assembly